CUUUAAGUGCGUGCCCUCGUAGGGGAGCAGACACUGCACUUUGCGAUCGCAACCGGCCUCGGUGUUGGUAAGAGUGUGUGUUGCUGGGUGAUUCAGGAUGGUGGACAAGCCUGUGUGGGAGCACAUAGGAUCCAGCUUUGUGCAGCACUAUUACCAGAUGUUUGACAGUAACAGAGAACAACUCGGAUCCAUAUAUAUUGAUUCAUCAUGCCUCACAUGGGAAGGACAGCAGUUCCAGGGAAAAACAGCAAUUGUUGACAAACUCGCUAGUCUACCCUUUAGUAAAAUAGGGCAUAAUAUAACGGCGCAGGACCACCAGCCAACUCCAGACUGCUGCAUCUUGAGUAUGGUUGUAGGACAGCUAAAAGCAGAUGACGACCCCAUCAUGGGUUUCCAUCAGAGUUUCCUCCUGAAGAACAUUAACGAUGCUUGGGUGUGCACCAAUGACAUGUUCAGGCUGGCCCUUCACAAUUUUGGCUAAGCCCCUCUCCCCUCACUGGUGGGCAGGGGCGGCCAUAGUGAAAGGCACCAUGUGAUGAAGUACGGAGGGAGGGGAAGGAGGAGCUGAGGAUGGAGAGAAGGGAGAACCUCAUCCCUCCCUCCUGCUGUCUCAUUAACGCCUGCUUGACAAACAAGCAAACACCGGAUUCUAGAUGUCAAUCACUGAACCUCAUCCAGGUGGGUUUUUAAACCCCGCCCAGCCAGUAGAACUGCAACGCAUUUCUUUGCUGAGAGCCGGCCGACCAAUCAGAUGCCCCUGUCUGCUACUCUGCUGAUCUGCAUGACGCUGGGAGUCCCCCGUUUUCAAAUCUCCACUCAAGCCACCACAAAGACAAACAGCUGACCGACGCCAUUAACUCAUGCUCUGCUCCGCUCUCCACCGUUCUUUACCGAAACCUAACCCGUUCUACUUUACUGUUGACUCCAAUGCUGUCAACUCAGUUCUGUAAGCGCUGCCGUUGACUGGUUUUGUAGAUCCAUGUUCAGGUUGAGAGUUGACUCCAUCAGUUCUGACUUCUUGUGUUGUAACUUGUUUUUAGAUGCCACUUGUGUGUUGCCUUAGUGUGUUUAACUGAGUUUUAUCUUCCUGUACACAAUUGUUAACUUUGCCAUGAUUCAUUCUCAUGCCAGGUUUUGCUCUCGCAAACCAAAGAAUCAUGGAGGGCGUAAAGUUUGAGUUUGCUGUGUGGUGGGCUCCUGCAUAUUCUCUCUCGCUCUCUCUUUCUCUCCAUCUGUCUCUCACUCUUUCUUGAUCUGUCUUUCUCUCUCACACACGUCUGGCAGUUAACAUGGACUACAGCCGUGAUAGACAAUAAAGCCUGGACUUUUUUCAUAA
Plectropomus leopardus (leopard coralgrouper) is the source of this 1336-nucleotide messenger RNA. RefSeq names its product nuclear transport factor 2 (gene nutf2). NCBI's taxonomy places the organism in Eukaryota, Metazoa, Chordata, Actinopteri, Perciformes, Serranidae. Gene Ontology annotation, biological process: nucleocytoplasmic transport. The record is from RefSeq and is a predicted model, not a curated record.